GCAGAGUUCUUCUAUGAGUUCCAGACUCUGCGCUCCAUGGAUCUGGACAUCAUGGACAACCCCACGGUGAACGUUCCUCUCCUGGGCUCUGUACCACGUCGGCCCUCAGUGGUGCAGGUGGGCUUCCCGUGUUUAGGAGGCCAGGACGGCGUAGCAGCGUUUGAGGUCACCAUACUGGUCAUGGACGCCGGCGGGAACAUCAUCCUGAGGACACCUCACAACGCCAUCUUCUUCAAGACCUGCCAGAGAGCUAAAUGUCCAGGUGGUUGUCGUAACGGUGGGUUCUGCAACGAGAGACAGGUGUGUGAAUGUCAGGAUGGUUUCUACGGGCCUCACUGUGAGAAAGCCCUCUGCUCUCCCAGGUGUCUGAAUGGUGGACUGUGUAUGAGUCCAGGGGUGUGCAUCUGCCCACCUGGUUACUAUGGAGACGGCUGUGACAAAG
This is a messenger RNA of Salvelinus fontinalis (brook trout), 442 nucleotides long. Its product is annotated as wnt inhibitory factor 1-like. Gene Ontology annotation, biological process: anatomical structure development. Gene Ontology annotation, cellular component: cell surface; extracellular region. The transcript is spliced from 4 exons. Gene Ontology annotation, molecular function: signaling receptor binding. Lineage: Eukaryota; Metazoa; Chordata; Actinopteri; Salmoniformes; Salmonidae. The annotation marks the transcript as partial. The record is from RefSeq and is a predicted model, not a curated record.